CAUUUUCACGAAAAUGUUGCGGGCGCCAUGUCUGUGGAAGAUCCCGAAAAAGCCUUCGAUUACAAACACAAUAUUCUGCGUCUGCAGUCUCGCACCAGGGCACCUGUGAAACCGCCGGGGACAUAAACAAAGCUGAGGGUAUCAAAAGCUGUGUUGAGACAGCCGUUAAACAUGAGAGCGGAUAUAAUGUCUGUUAAGCGUCUCAUGUGUUGUUGAGACGUGUAAACCGUGAGUUUUUCCUCCAGACUGUCAGUUAUAUCAAAAGCUUCAGCCAACGAGUGACUGAUGCUCCUCACUCUGGUUUCGGAGAAGGGCCAGUUCCGUUUCCAACCAUCAUGGCUUUUGUGAGCCUCUUCUCCAGUCCCCCAAGCCCCGCACUUGACAAAAUCAUGACAGACUGUGAGCUGACAGGGGAAGAAAGGGAGGACGGUGAAUUGGAAGAUGGAGAAAUAGACGAUGAAGGCAUAAGCAUAGAAGAAGUGAAGGAAAUCAAGGAAGAGUCUGAAGAGUUUGAUAAAGACAAAGAGAAGGGAAAAGAGAGGGAAAAAGAUGAGAAGUCACACCGGCAUUCCCGAAAACGACACAGGAAAAUUAAAGAAAAGCACCGGUCAAAGAGAAAGAGGCGAGACCGGCAAAAGCAUCACACUCCGUCCAGUGGCUCCAGUUCAGACAGCUACGACUCCGAACAUGAACGUCAGGACAGACGUAAGAGCAAGAAGAGCAAAUUAAUGUAUCGUGAUCACGAUGGAGAUUUUGCACAGCGGGAAAAUGAACCCACAAAAAUCCAGAGAUCAGUGCAGCAUAAGAACAGUGAUUUGGACAAAUACAGUGACUACAGUGAAGAAAAGUAUGAUUAUGAUGAUGAGGACGAUUACUCUGAGGAGCUGUCCAAAUACAAGCAUGCUAAAGAGUCGUCUGGUCAUGGUAAAGGUGGGACACCUAAAGAUCAGUCUAAGAGAUCAAAUAUAAAGGGACAGCAAAAGCAACAACAGCAGCAGUUUGGUGGGCAGCGUGGCAGAGGUCGUGGUGGUGUUGUUGGCAGAGGACGAGGAAUGCUGAACAAAAAUAAGAAACUGAAGGGCAAGAACUGGGGCAGAGGCCGUGGUCGAGGAGGAGAGCAAAUUGGAGGAGAUGUGGACUCUAAAGGUCCACCCAUUUUCCAGAAAAAGCGUCCAAUCAUGAGUCAGGAAUUCAUUAAUCAGCAUACGGUUGAACACAAUGGAAGACACAUUUGUAAAUAUUUCCUCGAGGGUAGAUGCAUCAAAGGUGACCAGUGCAAGUUUGAACAUGAUAAUGUUGUUCCAGAGAAGAAGAAAGAACUGUGCAAAUUUUACGUCCAGGGAUACUGUACCAAAGGAGAUAUUUGUAUAUACAUGCACAGUGAGUAUCCUUGCAAAUUCUUUCACACCGGAGCAAAGUGUUAUCAAGGAGACAACUGCAAGUUCUCCCAUGAGCCUUUAACUGAUGUCACCAAGGAACUUUUGGAUAAGAUCUUAAAUACAGAUGAGGAAACUGUCCAUGAAGACGAGCUUGAGUUAGAAAAUCUGAGAAAACAAGGAAUUGCCCCCCUGCCUAAACCCCCUCCAGGUGUUGGAUUAUUACCCACUCCUGGGCCUGGAAGUCCCACAGAUGGAAGCAAGAAGAUCCCUUCUCUGUUUGAGAUCAAAGUUCAGCCUACUGUGGACUUGGCACAGAAAAUCGCUCUAAGGCCCAAUUUCUACAACAGUACAUCGCCCCCUGCUGGACAGUUUCAAGGUGGUCCACCGUUUGGCAGCAGCCCUGAGGACAUGCAGGCUGGCAAUAUGAUGUCUCCUCCACCCAAUCCUUCCCAUUCUCCUCAUCCAGGCUCAAUAGGGAGUCCUCCACCAUCAUUCACAGGUCCAGGAAUACCCCAAAGCCCUCCAUGCCAACCUCCACCCCAAGGCUUUCCUAUUCCACCUCCAUGCCAGCCACCAGCUUUCCACGGCAGCAUGCAGCACAUGAGCUGUCCUCCAAUCAAUCAACAGGGGGCUCCAUUUCCACCCAUGCCUGAUGUGCAAAUGAACAUGCCUUUUCCAAACAUGGGCCAGAUGCCCUCAGAAUUCUUCAAGACUUUGUUUAGCAGCCAGUCUCUUGCUCAAGGGGCUACAGAUGAGGGACCCAUGCAGGACUCUCAGCAACAUGGUAACACCGAUUCCAGUGGCAUGCAGGACUUCCUUCCGGCUGUACAGAAGGCUUUGCUUUUACAUCUUAACCAGAACAAGCAGGACUCUGACUCUCACAGGGAAGAGGGACAAGGGUCUACACCUUCCAACAGAGAUAAAGACGAAACUCCUAACUGGUACUCCAGCGAUGACGAGGAGGGCAGCAGUGUAAAAGCAAUCCUCAACACGCUCAAGAAGCAAAACGAAAUGCUGAAAAUCCAACCCAGCGUGGCACCAGCUGACCCAAGACUCCAGAAGGAACGUGUUGUUGACCCUCGAAUAAAAGCAGACCCACGUCAGCGUCCGCCAGACCCCAGAAAAGAGGAUGCUGUUGGAGACCCCAGGCUUGCCAGAGACCCACGCAAAAUAAAACCUUCAGAUGCCCCCAAACCUGACCCUCAUCAUCGGCACCCCUCCGUGUCCCACAAAACACCAGGAGGAGAGGAUGAUGACGAAUGCGAAAGAGAGCUUCGCGAACGUGCAGUUUUAAUCCCUCUAGAUCCCAUUCCCGGAGGAAUCCAGCGAGACCCGCGCUGUCAAAUUAAACAAUUCAGUCACAUCCGGGUGGAUAUUCUCCUCCAGCGUCCGGCUUUUUCUCAAACCGUAAUUUGGGCUCCAGAAGACCUCAUCCCGUCGUUGAUUCCCAAACAGGAGCACUCCAUAAAUCUGCCGCUUCCACCGUUGAUCGCUGAUGCGCAAUUAAACCGUAGCCUUUCAUCUCCACCGGAUCACCCUCCAUCUGCAACUCUGAGUCCUCCAGAUCCACGUUUGGCCGCCGCACGCUUUAAAGAGGGCAUCGUGCGGAUUGGAAGUCCUCCUGGUAGGAGUGUAGAUCCUCGCCAUCAAGACAAACCUACAGAUCCACGCACUCAUAAAACACUCGAUCCCAGAAUAAACCGCUCCGGAAGUCUAGACUCCAAGCUUCCUAUUACAAAGGAAAGUCCAACUGAAAGAGUUGAUCCAAGAAUACAGCGAGCGUCCUCAAACCAACCGGUUGGUGUGGAAAAAUCUGAGAAGUUGCCUCCGUAUGCACCACGUCUGGCUUCAUCGAUGGGUGCUGGUCUUGAAAGCCCGACCACAUUGUUAGGGGGGAUUAGUUUAUAUGAUCCACGUAAUCACAGCUUACUUUCUCCGAAACGUGAAGGCGAAGAGGAACCUAAAAAGUCAGGUAUACUAAAGCCGCCGUCUACGAAGUUGUCUCCUUCUCAUGGAUCGCCUGAAAAAGAUGAUAAGAACACUAUUGAGGACUCUAAGAGCAGUGCAAGUGUUUCGAUUCCUCCAGUGCCUACAGUAAUGCCGGCGUCUCCUUGUUCUCCUGUUUUGGCGGCAGCUCCAGCAGUGCAUAAUUUACCCAUUCAGGCACUGGCAGGACUGAUACGGCCUGCAUAUACUGACCCACGGCAAAACAAACCUGUCGGCUCCACUGGUGCAAAUGCACAGGAGGAAGAGGAGGACAAAGACAGUAAGAAGAAAGACAGGCCUUUAAGGGAUGUCUUUAAAACAUUUGACCCUACAGCAUCGCCAUUCUGUCAGUAAACACACUCACACUAAAUACACAGCAAAAAAAAGUUAUUCGAGUUUCUUAGAGUUUUUGUCUUGUUUCUAGUGCAGAUAUUUAAAAAUUUUUGAAUCAAGAAGUAAAAAUAAUGUAAUCUUAAAUUUAGUCAAAAUAAGUGAGUUCUUCCUUAAAACAAGCUAAAUGAUCUGCCAAUGAGAUAUGCAAAAUAAACUUAU
Molecule: messenger RNA, 3917 nt
Organism: Danio aesculapii
Lineage: Eukaryota; Metazoa; Chordata; Actinopteri; Cypriniformes; Danionidae
Product: zinc finger CCCH domain-containing protein 6
Exons: 12
Coding region: 336-3719 (1127 amino acids)
Biological process (GO): negative regulation of DNA-templated transcription
Cellular component (GO): nucleus
Molecular function (GO): RNA binding; metal ion binding
Source: RefSeq, a predicted model, not a curated record